This is a messenger RNA of Cotesia glomerata, 1572 nucleotides long. It is a transcript of the gene Mcad, whose product is annotated as probable medium-chain specific acyl-CoA dehydrogenase, mitochondrial. Gene Ontology annotation, molecular function: flavin adenine dinucleotide binding; medium-chain fatty acyl-CoA dehydrogenase activity. The transcript is spliced from 8 exons. The record is from RefSeq and is a predicted model, not a curated record. Gene Ontology annotation, cellular component: mitochondrion. NCBI's taxonomy places the organism in Eukaryota, Metazoa, Arthropoda, Insecta, Hymenoptera, Braconidae. Gene Ontology annotation, biological process: medium-chain fatty acid catabolic process; fatty acid beta-oxidation. Bases 217 to 1467 code for a protein of 416 amino acids.
AAAACUAUAGACGCAAUUAUCUUUAUUAUUAUUAUUCUGAUAUUAUUAUCAUUAUAUGGACUUUGAUCCUUUAUAAAUAAAUAUUUAAGUUCUUGAGGGUUUAAAUAAUCAAGUUUAAUUAUUUACUAGAACAUUCAACUUGUGGUUCAAACUUUUACAUAAAAUAAAUUAGAACAAUUGGACUUUUCAUUUACUCAACAGUUCAAUCCUCCCAAAAUGUUGAUAAAGGUAUUCAGUAAUAUCACAAAGCAGGCGUUGGCGAGAAAUUUUUCAGUGUCUUCUCGCCUGUCCAGUGGCUAUUCCUUCGAGUUAUCAGAAACCUCUCAAGAAAUAAAAGAUACUGCUGAUAAGUUUGCGAGAGAAGAGAUAAUUCCAGUAGCUGCUCAAUACGACAAGUCCGGAGAAUACCCGUGGCCUGUUGUCAAAAAAGCAUGGGAAACUGGGUUGUUGAAUACACACGCUCCAAAAGACAUUGGAGGGCUGGAGUUGGGUGCGUUUGAUGGAUGCUUGAUUGCUGAGUCACUUUCUUAUGGUUGUUCUGGGAUGAUGACAGCUGUUGAAAGCUCUGGUCUCGCACAAUGGCCGAUUAUUCUUGGAGGGUCAAAAACCCAACAGAAAAAGUAUAUUGGAAGACUGAUUGAAGAACCAUUAGUUGCUGCAUACUGUGUAACUGAACCUGGAGCAGGAUCAGACGUAGCAGGUAUUAAAACAAAAGCCGUAAAAAAAGGGAACGAGUGGAUAUUAAAUGGUACAAAAAUGUGGAUCACCAAUGGCGGUGUCGCUAAUUGGUACUUUGUGCUUGCAAGAACAAAUCCCGACCCAAAAGCGCCUGCGGGUAAAGCAUUCACAGGUUUUAUAGUCGAACGUGACUGGCCCGGAGUGUCUCCAGGACGUAAAGAAUGGAACAUGGGACAGAGAGCGUCAAAUACGACCAUGGUAACUUUCGAGGACGUUCGCAUCCCGGAAGAAAAUGUGUUGACUGGAGAAGGAGCAGGAUUUAAAAUCGCAAUGGAAACUUUUGACGCUACGCGUCCUAUGGUAGCUUGCGGAGCAGUUGGUCUAGCCCAGCGGGCUCUGGAUGAAGCUUUAAAGUACUCGUUGGAGCGACACACUUUUGGCAAACCCAUCGCUGAACAUCAGGCAGUCGCGUUUUUGAUCGCGGACAUGGAAAUAGCGGUUGAAACCGCGCGUCUCGCGUGGAUGAAAGCUGCUUGGGCUGCCGACAAGAAACUUCCCACUGCUACGAAACUUGCCAGUAUUGCGAAGUGCUACGCUGCUGACAUUGCGAACCGCGUGGCUUCUGACGCUGUCCAGGUCUUUGGAGGCGCUGGAUUUAACAGCGAUUACCCCGUGGAAAAAUUGAUGCGCGACGCUAAGAUUUACCAGAUUUAUGAAGGAACUUCGCAGAUCCAGCGGUUGAUUAUUUCACGUCAUAUCUUCAAGGAAGCUAAGGCUAAAGCUAUGUAAUUGUUAUCAGGGCUCCAUGAAAAUUAAUUUUUUUUAUAGUUAAUUUUUUAUUUGAGAUUUUUAAUUAACGCGUUAGAAAAUUUGAUAGUUUAACUUUUGCAUUUU